AUGCUCAUCUUAACAUUGACUACUGUCGCCGCCUGCGUGGGGUUCUACAUCAUAUGUCGUUCUUUUGGUCUUCCUCACGAUGCUAAUGAAACCCGACUCAUUCCCUCGAGCUUUCCUAUUGUCGGUCAUGUCAUUGGCAUGAUUCGACAUGGCUCUGGCUACUAUGACAUGAUCAGCAAGAUCUAUCUGGUCAACACGCCGAGUCUUAUUGCAUCUGUGGAUUGUCACUCAGAUACGAUCUCAUUUGCACCAUACGUGGUCCAAUUUACCAAGAGAAUCCUUGAGCCAAGUCGACAUGCUCUAGAUCCUCUCGCCAACGAUCUGCUGGAAUCCAACGGUCCUAUGGAACUCCGACGGGAAACACUGAAGGUCAUACAUGAUACCCUUGCUCCUGGCAAGCACCUCCGAGCAAUGACGCAAGCGAUGCUAGCUGCAGUAGUCAGCCACACCAAGUUUCAGGAUGCCAUUGAGGGGGAUACCAUGCAGCUGUUUGACUGGACACGUAAGAUCGUCAUUAGGGCUAGUCCCGAUGACAUCUACGGCGCAGAGAAAAACCCAUAUCAAGACGACUUAGUAUAUAAUGGGUUCUGGCCUUAA
Messenger RNA from Neoarthrinium moseri, 597 nucleotides. RefSeq lists its product as uncharacterized. The transcript is spliced from 3 exons. The coding region runs from base 1 to 597 and encodes 198 amino acids. The record is from RefSeq and is a predicted model, not a curated record. NCBI's taxonomy places the organism in Eukaryota, Fungi, Ascomycota, Sordariomycetes, Amphisphaeriales, Apiosporaceae. Gene Ontology annotation, molecular function: iron ion binding; heme binding; monooxygenase activity.